Molecule: messenger RNA, 1074 nt
Organism: Perca fluviatilis (European perch)
Lineage: Eukaryota; Metazoa; Chordata; Actinopteri; Perciformes; Percidae
Product: olfactory receptor 11A1-like
Exons: 3
Coding region: 1-1074 (357 amino acids)
Biological process (GO): G protein-coupled receptor signaling pathway
Cellular component (GO): membrane
Molecular function (GO): olfactory receptor activity; G protein-coupled receptor activity
Source: RefSeq, a predicted model, not a curated record
AUGAUCAUGAUAAACUCUACACAGGUUUCAUAUUUCACGUUUGGUGCAUACUUUAAUAUUGGGCUCUUUAAAUACUUAUUUUUCCUGAUUAUUAUGUGUUGUUAUGCUGUAAUUAUUUGUGCUAAUCUAUUGCUGAUUGUGGUUAUCUGUAAGAACAGAAGCUUACAUGAACCUAUGUACCUUUUUCUGUGCAGCCUGUUUGUAAAUGAACUGUUUGGUAGUACAGGGUUGUUUCCAUUCCUUCUGGUUCAGAUCUUUGCUGACAUUCACACUGUUUCUGCUCCAUUUUGUUUCUUGCAGAUUUUCUGUGUGUAUGCAUAUGCAACUAUACAAUUUCAUAAUUUAUCCAUCAUGUCUUACGACAGAUAUCUUGCUAUCUGUUAUCCUCUGCAAUAUAACACACACAUGACAUCCAUCAAGGUUGCCAUGCUUAUUGCUGUAACAUGGAUAUACCCAUUUGUUGGAGUCGCUGUCACAAUAUCUUUGAGUGCUCCUUUACAGCUGUGUGGGAACAUCAUUAACACAGUUUACUGUGAUAACUACUCUAUUGUAAAACUGGCCUGCUCUGAAACUAGAGUCAAUAACCUUUAUGGACUCAUUUACACUUGUCUUGUAGUCUUUGGACCUCUCAGUUUAAUCCUUUACACCUACAUCAAGAUCCUUAAAGUGUGUUUUUCUGGUUCUAAACAGACCAGACAGAAAGCUGUCAGUACCUGCACACCUCACCUCGCUUCUCUACUCAACUUUUCUUUUGGUUCUUUCUUUCAAAUAUUACAGAGCAGGUUUGAUAUGAGCAGUGUACCCAUGAUGUUGCGAAAUCUUUUGUCAUUAUACUUUCUGACUUGCCAACCAAUCUUUAACCCUUUAAUGUAUGGACUGCAAAUGUCUAAAAUACGUAGCUUAUGUAAAGUCGUCUUUUGGUUGAUCCAGCGGGAGGCUGAGAGCUCCGUGGCAGACAGCAGCUGCUCCUCCUCCGUCCAGGAGCAGAGCUUCAUCUUGCUGCGCCGCCGGUCCCCGGGGCAGCAGAGUCACCGGAAGAGUUCGGCUGAAUACUGCUUUGUGUUAAUGCAGUGA